Dryobates pubescens (Downy woodpecker) is the source of this 1830-nucleotide messenger RNA. It is a transcript of the gene PRR15, whose product is annotated as proline rich 15. The record is from RefSeq and is a predicted model, not a curated record. Bases 109 to 471 code for a protein of 120 amino acids. Lineage: Eukaryota; Metazoa; Chordata; Aves; Piciformes; Picidae. The transcript is spliced from 2 exons.
GCAGCCGAGGAGACGUAGGGGCGACUGAAGGGAGAAGCGGCCGCACUUCCCCGUGGGAGAAGGAGAGCGCUCCCGCAGCGGGCGGGUGGGCGCCCGCAGGCACCCGAGAUGGCUGACAGCGCCGCGGCCACCUCCGCCCCCCGUACCGGCGUGAAGGGCAGCUCGGCAGGGCCCUGGUGGAAGUCGCUGACCAGCAAGAAGCACAAGGAAGCGGCGGCCGCCCCGCCACCCGCUGCCGCCAGCGAGACCCCCGCCGCCCCGCCUAGCCCCGGCGGCCGAGAGGAGCAGCCGCCCCUCUUGGGCAGCGGUGAUGCCGCGGGCACGGGCGGCGGCAACCGCCGGAGCCUCCGCGUCUCCCAUUCGGGCCGCUUCAAGGAGAGGCGGAAGGUGCGCACCUCGCUGCUGGCCGACAGCCCCGAGGUCUUCGACGGAGGCGGUGCCGUGGGCACUGCCGCCCAAGGGGCCGAGUAGCCCAGGAGGGCUUCGCCCCCGGAGCAGCGGUCCGGUGAAAAGCCGCCACUGGACGGGCGGCCGGAGCACCGGCAGGACAGAUGGCUGGAGUCUGCAGCCACCCCACAGCUGGAGCUGGCAUUGCUUAGCCCCGUGGGCAACAUGGAGAUGCGUGGCAGCGGCCUGCCCAGCCCUGAGCGGACCCUGCGGAGAGCCCAGCACCUCUGUCAGCCCGGUGGACAGCGUGCAGUGUUACAUGGACUCCGCCAAGACCAAACCCCUAGGCGCCAGAACAAUGUGAUUGUCUUACCGAAAUAACACCAAUAAACACCCCGAUCCCUGUACUGCAAUGAGUGGACUCAGGUGCUAUCCCAGGGCUGAUGCUAGGGUCUGUAGUUUCCCCCCAGCCCUUGCCAGGAGCCAAGGUGCUGACUUCUCAGGCCUGUGACCCAGCUCCUCUCAGCUCUCUGGCCCAGAAGGCACUUUUUGCUGCUUGCAUCUCACUUGCUGCCUUAUCGAAGGAAGCAUGGAAUGAAGUGCUCUUAUCUAAUUUCAGGGCUGAGGACCUCCAGCAGCGCCGUGUGUGCUGCUGUCCUGCCAUUAGCAGGCAUGGCAUGAACCCAUCCUCCUUCCCCUGCAAGGGUCACAAGAGCGAUAUUGUGAGAGGCAGACGCUUGCAUUCACCCGUGCCCCACAUCAUCAUUUGUAAAUAUGCAAAAGGCAAGACCAUGCUGUUUCUCUCCCUCUUCUUACUGUGUAAUGGCAAGCAGGUGUUUUCAGAGGCUGGUCUCCCAUAGCUCUGUUACAGAGGGAGGCUGGAUUUUGUCAGGUGAUUCACCCGUGAUCUUUGCAUAAUUGGUGGUAACUGGCAUAAUGAAGCUCUGGCAAAGAAAUUGUGUGAUAAAAUGUAAAUUGUGAGAGACAAGCAGCCCUGGAGAGCACAGACAGGGUUGUACUCCUAAUGUGGAAACAGGCUUGGGCAGCACUGGAAAUGUUCUUUACUGUUUGCUGUGCCUAAGGCUUGUGAAGCAAGGUUAAGGGAGUCGCAGGAUUUCGUUUGGUAGCGAGGUAAUGUGCUCUAACCCAGGCAGCUCUCUGCUGCUUCUGACACCUCCUGGGUUUUUGGACAAAGUAAACUGUAAGCCAGAUUUGUACUGGUGGUGUGCCUUACAGAGCAAACUCAGCAAUUAACACAUUUCUUGAUAGUAGGUGAUGUAGCAGCAACUGAUUUAUUUAUUUGAAAUGCAUUUGCAAUAUACUUUGUACUGUUAAAAUGGGGUUAGACUCUUUCUAAAUGUGAAAUAAGGUAUUACGUAGUGUCAGGGGGACUGAAAAAUCACUUCCUCAAGUCCAGUAUUUCGCCAUAAUGAUUUGGUUUGG